AUGAAUUCGUUUAGAGAAGCACAGUUUCUCUUUCCGCUGAGAACACUCUUCCAUUCGAAGUCAGUGAAUGGUAGUGGUCUAAAUCACUUUAGGUCAACAUAUACCAAUGCACGUAUAAAUAUACACACACUCGAUAUAAAUUUUCCGAAUUUUCCGUACAGAAUACAACGACAUUACAGGAGCGUAUUUCGCAAAGCAGGUGACCGAGAAGUCGAGUAUAGUGCAGCACAUCAAUCCCAACGAAAACCGGCAGCAAAGAAGCCAGUUGAACCAAAAUCAGAUAUUGAUCCAGGCGCACACGCACAUAAUUAUAGACAGACAGCCAAUCUUCGUCGUGCUGCUGCAAAUCUACGAGCAUCGGCACAACCAAACCACAAUUCACGGCAACGUAUAUCACCCACAAACAUCACAACCGCAUUCCCGUCGACGUCCCAUCGCGCAGUUUUAAAAGCUGCGGUCGCGGCCAGAAUCAACCACACGUCACUAGAUAAUAGUUCGAAGAGGCGAAAGAUGGACGUCUCGUUGAGCUCGGACACAUCGUCCUGGAUUGAGACCUUUAUACACAAGAACUCCAACAAGUUCUACUGUGCUGUGGAAGAAUCGUACAUAGAGGAUGCUUUUAAUCUCUUUGGUCUUCGACCGCAGGUACACAACUACUCGAAAGCACUUUCCUGCAUGCUAGAUGAGGAUUUAGAUGAUUUGACGCAGGACCAGUACGCACGCGUGGUGAAAAGUGCGGAGAGGCUGUAUGGGCUCAUUCAUGCUCGAUAUAUAUUAACUACUCGGGGGCUGGCACAAAUGUUGGAGAAGUAUCAAAGAGCUGACUUUGGCCGAUGUAGAUCGCAAAUGUGUAACAAUCAUCCCUUGCUGCCUACCGGGCUCACAGAUACGCUCAAACAGAAUAGAGUCCGUGUUCUAUGUCCGCUUUGUGAACAGAUCACCUUAAGCGAACAGUCUAAUCUCGAUGGGGCUCACUUCGGAACCAGCUGGAUACAAAUGCUUUUCUUUGCCUUUCCCGAGUGCCGACCGCUGCAGUUCCCCUCACGCUAUACUCCAAUGUGCUAUGGCUUCAAGGUACACACGUCUGCCUGGCAACAACCUUUAAUCGGUCGACAAUACAUGACGCUGAGCAGUCAGAUUGUACACAGAAGGUCGCCAGCAAUCCCGACCAAAGGCGACAGUUCAAGAAAAUCCAAGAACACGAACGCGUAAACAACGCAAUUGGGGUGGAAGGAUUGCUCCCUCUGCACUACACAAGCCCACCUAUAGCAACAUUAGUCUUGUUGCCACACACGCAUGCCCCUGUAUUUCUCUCGCAUCUCCGCAUAGUCGCUUGUCUACGCUUCCAUAUGCUCUCGGGUGGUGUAUUAGUGAAUUAAGGCUUCUUUAAGCGACGUGCGUUAUACGACUCCGCAGCAUUGCAGUGUGGUGAUAAGUUUAGGAACCUCAUAGACGCUGUCGGGUAUUAGAGCCCCCCUCCCCAUCAAAGUUACGAGUUGUAGCGUAUGCGUAUAGAACACUCAG
Molecule: messenger RNA, 1524 nt
Organism: Sphaeroforma arctica JP610
Lineage: Eukaryota; Ichthyosporea; Ichthyophonida
Exons: 7
Coding region: 1-1212 (403 amino acids)
Cellular component (GO): cytoplasm; protein kinase CK2 complex
Molecular function (GO): protein kinase regulator activity
Source: RefSeq, a predicted model, not a curated record